AUCAUAAAAACCUAAGAAGUUUCUAAGAAAAUGGCGAAGAUCGUCUCUCUUCUGGUCGCAGUUAUCUACUACACUAUGUUCUUCAUGAAGAUCAGUUCGGUUUCUGCAGGGUGGUUACGAGCUCAUGCGACCUUCUAUGGUGGAAGUGAUGCUUCUGGUACAAUGGGUGGAGCUUGUGGUUAUGGAAACCUAUACACGGAUGGUUACAAGACAAACACUGCGGCAUUGAGCACGGCACUGUUCAAUGACGGCAAGUCAUGUGGUGGAUGUUACCAGAUCGUCUGCGACGCGUCCAAAGUGCCACAAUGGUGUCUUAAAGGCAGAUCAAUCACAAUCACUGCCACAAACUUUUGUCCACCAAACUUUGCUCAAGCAAGCGACAAUGGAGGAUGGUGCAACCCACCAAGACCUCACUUCGACAUGGCUCAGCCUGCCUUUCUCACCAUCGCUAAAUACAAAGCUGGAAUCGUCCCAAUCCUCUACAAAAGGGUUGGAUGCAGAAGAAGUGGAGGGAUGAGAUUUACAAUGAACGGUAGGAACUAUUUCGAGCUGGUUCUCAUCUCAAACGUAGGAGGAGCUGGUGAGAUCUCUAAAGUCUGGAUCAAAGGCUCUAGAAGCAAGAAAUGGGAGACUAUGUCCAGAAAUUGGGGAGCUAACUGGCAGAGCAACACUUACCUUAAUGGACAAUCUCUCUCUUUCAAAGUUCAACUCAGCAAUGGAAGAAUCAAAGCAGCUCUCAACGUUGUUCCUUCGAAUUGGCGGUUUGGUCAGAGCUUCAAGAGCAACAGGGCCGUCUUUUUGCAUGAGCAAGUGGAGCGACCGAACAGGGCCCAAAAUUUUAGAGGGUCCAUAAAAUAUAUUUUUUUAGUAAUAGUUAGCAAUAUAAAAUAAUAUAUUUGUAAAAAACAUUCAGAUAUCUAUAUUAAAUUUAAUUUCGUAUUUACUAACCAAA
Molecule: messenger RNA, 952 nt
Organism: Eruca vesicaria subsp. sativa (arugula)
Lineage: Eukaryota; Viridiplantae; Streptophyta; Magnoliopsida; Brassicales; Brassicaceae
Source: the annotation of a GenBank genome assembly